Messenger RNA from Penicillium samsonianum, 1515 nucleotides. RefSeq names its product transcriptional regulator family TF. Gene Ontology annotation, biological process: regulation of transcription by RNA polymerase II. Gene Ontology annotation, molecular function: DNA-binding transcription activator activity, RNA polymerase II-specific. NCBI's taxonomy places the organism in Eukaryota, Fungi, Ascomycota, Eurotiomycetes, Eurotiales, Aspergillaceae. The transcript has 2 exons. The coding region runs from base 1 to 1515 and encodes 504 amino acids. The record is from RefSeq and is a predicted model, not a curated record.
AUGAUCUCGGGGAUUACCCCGGAAGAAGUCCUUCCAUCUCAGCUGUUACGCUAUCUCACGGCCCACCAGGUUUUGAUUUGCUUGCACUGCCGCUACGCCAUUCAACCAGGGGCUAUCGUCCGCCAUCUCAAAGAGAUCCACCAUUUCAAUCGCUUGGAACGUCGGGCAUUUGUGGAAUAUGCUUCUCAGUUUGAGCUAGCACAUAUUGAUUCUAUAAUCUUACCAGACGAGACCCAGUUUCCGGUGGACUCGCUACCGAUCCACAAUGGGCUGGCCUGUCGCUUUGAGGGGUGCGCUCACUUAUGUGCCACAAUCCAGCGAAUGAAGGCGCACUGGUCAUCUGCGCAUCAUCUUACUGCUAGAAAUGAUGAAAGCUGGUGCUCAGUCCCGCUGCAGACCUUUUUUCGGGGAAAUGCCUUGCGGUAUUUUACAAACCCGGCGCUCUUGGCGUUGUCGACGGAUAGUUCAGAAGAACCGAUGAGCACAAGCGAGGAAUCUCCAAGUACUAUUGUUACAACUCCAGAUUCAGAUGAGAAACAAGGAAUAUCAAGUCUAUUUGCUUAUGAAACCAACAUAUCACUGAGCGUCGAGAACACAACCCUCUUUGAUAAUUAUCUGAACUCCACAUAUAAAACGAUAUCAUGUGGCCCAGAUACAGACAAUGUGUUCCGGAUUAUUGUCCCCCAACUAGCCGCCAAAUUCCCAUUCCUGCUUCACGGCAUGCUAGCUUGUUCAGCGCUCCACCUGGCUUCCAGCGACCCCCCAAACCAAAGAUCAUAUAUGCUUCAGGCAAUCCGACACCAAGACCAAGCACUUCCAGCAUUCCACUUGGCAACUAUGCAUGUGGUCACCAAUAAUUGUCAAGCAAUACUAGCCUAUGCAUUCUUCCUCGUCGUUUAUGGCCUGAGCUCCGGAAGUGAAGAUGAUGUAUUGUUUCUCGGUAACAAUUGGGAAGCAAGCUCCCCGUCUUCGAACUGGAUUAGUCUCUUGCGCAAUGGCUGCUCCAUGCUGUGUAAUGUCUGGUCUGAACUAACACAUGGGCCAUUGGCUCCUUUCGCAGCACUAUGGCGGGAUAAUCUCGGCGUCACUGCUGACCCCAGUGAGCCCUUACUUGUAUCAUUGCUGUCUGCCAUUUCAGAGUCAAGUGAAGUUGUCGCUUGUGACCAGAGAUUUUCGGAUAAUGAUAUACAUAUAUACCGGGACGCAGCUUUUAAGCUGGCCGAAGCAUUCGAGUUCACCCGACGAUUUGGCGCAACUCUGAGUGUUUGGGAUGCUCUGAACUCGUGGCCGAUGCAGGUUUUGCCCGAGUACUUUGAUUUGUUAGAUCAGAACCAUCCGGGAGCAUUACUACUCUUGGCUCGUUACGCUAUCUUGCUAAAGCCACUCCAGGCAGAGUGGUUUAUGAGUGGUCGGGUUACGAAGCUGAUGGAUGAAAUUGGGCGAAGGCUGGAGGGAAAUUGUUCAUUGCUCAUUUGGAAGUUGUUUUUGGUUACUCACCAGGAAUUCCUUUAUUGA